AUGGUUUCGGAGAAGAAAAAACGCGUUUUACUUCCGCCUCCGGGAUUAGAUUUAGCAAAUCCGCCGAAGGAUAGUUUGGUUGAAGAUUUGAGAUACGCGCUUGAACAUGCGAAAGAAUUAUUUGCUGAUAUAGCGUGGGAGUUCACCUCGGCGCUCACUCCUACCACCAUCUAUGCGCACAAAGCUAUUCUGUAUGCUCGAAGUUCACGUUCCUUUAAAGAACGCUUCCUAAAAAACAAAGAUACGAAUGCACAGUCCGUACGGUCUAUGAGAUUAUCAAAUCCCGAUCCAAUAAGUGUGAAGACCGAUACAGACCCAUUCUUUUUCAAACAAGAAUUAAAAUUUUUUUAUACUGGUGAGGAAGGGAGCGAGGAAUUUUUGGCUGCAGUCGAUACCACUGAUGAACUUGAACAACAGAAAUUAAAGGAAGAUUUGCUGUACAUGUAUAAAUCAAAAUUAUAUACCGAUGUUGAGCUGGUUUUGGAAUUCAACGAAGAUAAUCUUGAUAUCAUUGAAGAGGAUGAUGAAGACAUAUUCAAGCCUAUAGCCAUCAGGGCACAUCGAUUUAUGUUGUCCACGAGAUCUGAAUAUUUUAGGAGGAUGCUUGUCUCGGAUUUUAUCGAAGCCCGUACGGCUUCUAUAAGCCUUGAUGCUUCUAUUUUCAAUUCAACAUCAAUCAAUUUGAUUCUUUCAUUUAUAUAUACCGGAAAUCUUUCUUAUAAUCAGAAACCCUUAACCUUGGAAAUGUGCGAGUGGGUGUGGAUUGGUGCGGAUUUUUUAAAUAUCAAAAUACUUUGUGAUGAAAUAAUUUAUCGAAUUGCUACUAAGCUGCACUAUUUCACCUGUGUCUGUGGGGACUGCCAGAUGUUCAUUCCCAAGGUGGCAUCGUUUGCAAAGGAGCAUGACGUUGAGAGCUUAUGGAAGGGAUGUUUAUAUGUUCUGUCUCAUGGCUUCGAAAGUAUGUGGCCUCACAAAGAAUUUGCAAAUCUUGAUGAGGACACACGAGAGGAGGUUCUUAUGACCUUACUUUCCACCAUUCAAUGUUCCAAUAUCGUUUCCAUUUUCAAAG
Acaulospora morrowiae is the source of this 1069-nucleotide messenger RNA. The record is from the annotation of a GenBank genome assembly. Lineage: Eukaryota; Fungi; Glomeromycota; Glomeromycetes; Diversisporales; Acaulosporaceae.